AUGGAUCUUAGCGAGAGGAAGUUAAUUGGGUUGAAUUUAAUUCGAGAAGCAGAGGAAAAAGUUUGUUUGAUCCAAGGUUGGUUGAGGGAAUUGUUUGACAGAAAAAGAUCUAACGUAAUUCUAAAACAAAAGGAAAUAGAGUUUGUCAUGGAGGACAAAGUGUUUCUCAAGGUGUCACCUUGGAAGAAAGUUCUUCGUUUUGGGCAUAAAAGGAAGUUGACCUCACGCUUUAUCGGACCAUAUGAGGUGCUUGAGAGAGUUGGUCCAGUAGCCUAUCGUUUAAUCUUGUCGCCUGAGAUGGAGCGCAUCCAUAACGUGUUCCAUGUAUCCAUGCUUAUGAGAUACCAUUCGGGCUCCUCUCACGUUAUUUUGCUAGAACAAAUUAAAGUAAGUCAGGAUAUUUCUUAUGUUGAGGAUCUUGGCACGAGAAGUUAA
Hibiscus syriacus is the source of this 435-nucleotide messenger RNA. RefSeq lists its product as uncharacterized. The transcript has a single exon. The record is from RefSeq and is a predicted model, not a curated record. The coding region runs from base 1 to 435 and encodes 144 amino acids. Lineage: Eukaryota; Viridiplantae; Streptophyta; Magnoliopsida; Malvales; Malvaceae.